Molecule: messenger RNA, 5847 nt
Organism: Drosophila yakuba
Lineage: Eukaryota; Metazoa; Arthropoda; Insecta; Diptera; Drosophilidae
Gene: mnb
Product: serine/threonine-protein kinase minibrain
Exons: 8
Coding region: 183-2399 (738 amino acids)
Biological process (GO): positive regulation of DNA-templated transcription; protein autophosphorylation; peptidyl-threonine phosphorylation
Cellular component (GO): nucleus
Molecular function (GO): protein serine/threonine kinase activity; transcription coactivator activity; ATP binding
Source: RefSeq, a predicted model, not a curated record
GGCAGUUUGCGCUGAAUUUUCACGCGACGCAGAUCGCGCUUCGCCAAGCCAGAUCCAUUCAAAUGGAUCUUAAAUUACUUAAAUAAACUACAUAAAAACGGGGAAAACCUAAACAAAAUAAGCAUAUAUUUUUGAUUGAAAAAAGCAAGCGGAUAGUGCGAGUGACAGUGCGAGUGCGAGUUAUGUCGACGGCUCUAGUUUAUUGGCAGUCAAUGAAUGGCGGCGAUUCGGUUGACAAGGCCACCACGGAUUGGGCGCCAUUUGUCGUUGGUGCAGCAUCUGGUGGCAGUUUCAGUAGCAGCACCAUCACCAGCAGCAGCUUGAACCACCAUCCACACAACGGCCACCACAAUCACCAUCAUCCGCCUCAUUACAUCAAUUAUUUGGCGCAAAUUGGCUGCCAGCAUCGUGUCAGAAAUUGGCCAACAAAUGGCAAUCAGGAGGCGGAUGACGACGACGGCGACGAUGGCCAUCAGAUCAUCUCUAAAUGCCUGCCCAAAAGUGCCUGGAAUACGGUGUUGUUGGAUGGGGAUCGAAAUCGGGAUAGAGAUCGGGUCAAUGGCAAUCUGCUUGGGGUUCAGGGAACAACAUCAUCCUCAUCGAGGAGGGAGGCGGAACAAACACUCCCUUAUAAUAUGUCCGCUUAUGGGUCCAGCGGGGGCAGCGUCGCCGUCGACGCCGCGCAGGGCAGCGGAAGUGGGGGCGGAAGACAGCGCCACGCCCCCCUCUACGGGCGAUUCGUCGACGCAGAGGAUCUGCCUGCCACGCACCGGGAUGUCAUGCACCAUCAUUCUAGUCCCUCGUCUUCGUCGGAGGUGCGCGCCAUGCAGGCCCGGAUUCCCAACCACUUUCGGGAGCCCGCCUCGGGACCUUUGCGCAAGCUGAGUGUCGAUCUGAUAAAGACCUACAAGCACAUCAACGAGGUUUACUAUGCGAAAAAGAAACGUCGUGCCCAGCAGACGCAAGGAGACGACGACUCAUCUAACAAAAAGGAGCGAAAACUUUAUAACGACGGCUACGACGACGAUAAUCACGAUUAUAUAAUCAAGAAUGGCGAAAAGUUUUUGGAUCGCUACGAGAUCGACUCUCUGAUCGGCAAAGGCAGCUUUGGCCAGGUGGUGAAGGCUUACGACCACGAGGAGCAGUGCCACGUGGCGAUCAAGAUAAUUAAGAAUAAGAAACCGUUCCUAAACCAGGCACAGAUCGAGGUCAAGUUGCUCGAGAUGAUGAACCGGGCGGAUGCCGAAAACAAAUACUACAUCGUUAAGCUCAAGCGGCACUUCAUGUGGCGCAACCACCUGUGCCUGGUGUUCGAGCUGCUCUCAUACAACCUGUACGACCUGCUGCGGAACACCAACUUCCGGGGCGUUUCGCUGAACCUCACGCGCAAGUUCGCCCAGCAGCUGUGCACCGCACUGCUCUUCCUCAGCACCCCCGAACUGAACAUAAUUCACUGUGAUUUGAAGCCCGAGAACAUCCUGCUGUGCAACCCGAAGCGCUCGGCGAUCAAGAUCGUUGACUUUGGCAGCUCCUGCCAGUUGGGACAGCGGAUCUACCACUACAUCCAGUCGCGCUUCUACCGCUCGCCGGAGGUGCUGCUUGGCAUCCAGUAUGACCUGGCCAUCGAUAUGUGGUCACUGGGCUGCAUCUUGGUCGAGAUGCACACCGGCGAGCCGCUAUUCUCCGGCUGCAACGAGGUGGACCAGAUGAACAAGAUCGUUGAGGUGCUGGGCAUGCCGCCCAAGUAUCUGCUCGACCAGGCGCACAAGACCCGCAAGUUCUUUGACAAGAUCGUGGCCGAUGGCUCCUAUGUGCUGAAGAAGAAUCAGAACGGCAGGAAGUACAAGCCACCAGGAUCCCGCAAGCUUCACGACAUCCUCGGAGUGGAAACAGGCGGCCCAGGGGGCAGGCGUCUCGAUGAGCCAGGCCACUCCGUCUCGGACUAUCUGAAGUUCAAGGAUCUGAUACUGCGCAUGCUCGACUUUGACCCCAAGACACGGGUCACGCCCUACUAUGCCCUGCAGCACAACUUCUUCAAGCGCACGGCAGACGAGGCAACCAACACGAGCGGCGCGGGCGCCACAGCGAACGCAGGAGCCGGUGGCUCCGGAUCCAGCGGAGCUGGAGGCUCCAGUGGCGGAGGCGGCGGCCUAGGAACGAGCAAUAGCAGUAGCGGUGCGGUCUCCUCAUCCAGUGCAGCGGCUCCUACGGCGGCGACAGCAGCUGCCACUGCCGCAGGAUCCUCCGGUUCGGGUUCAAGUGUCGGCGGGGGAUCCUCCGCAGCGCAGCAACAGCAGGCGAUGCCGUUGCCCUUGCCGCUUCCUUUGCCACUGCCGUUGCCACCACUCGCGGGUCCAGGCGGUGCGUCAGAUGGCCAAUGUCACGACGAUCGCCGAUGACCGGCAACAACUGCAGCCACAUCUGCAGCAGCAACAUCGACUGCGGCGGCAAACUCGAGGAUGACACAUCAGUAACCAGGGACAUGCAGCACGCAGCAUGCAACUGUGCAACUGUGCUACUGUGCUACUAUGCAACGUGCAACGUGCAACUUUAGGAGCUGCUGCAACAUGGUCAUGUUAUCCAUUAUCUAAUAGCUAAUGUGUUUUGUAAAUAUUCAUGUAUCUCUUUCACAUAAGAACACACACACACUCUGUCUAUCUCUUUCCACGCCUCUGUAUCUCUCUCUUUCCCAAACGCCACGAAAAAACAAGAAGUGCAUUUGUUAUUUUUUUCCUAUCAGAAGUAAUGUGGCGCCUUCACAACUGAUUCCAAUAAACCGAGAAUUUUUUUUUUAGAACUUAAUAUGUAAUUUGUAUCAUGCUCACGCAUUUUAAGCGCUCGGAUGAAAAACAAUCGUGUGUUAAGUGUUUAACGUUUUUUUUGUCAACUUAAUACCGCAAAAAUGUCUAAAGAGUAAUUACCUAAGUCUAAGCAUUUAGUGUCAUAGAACUGUACGAAGAGUUGGCGAAUACAUAAGAAUAAUAAUAAGAGGAAUCCUUAACGACUUUCUUAAUGACUGCCAUACAUAUAUACAUACAUUUAAUAUACAUACAUAUAUGCAUAAGUACAGGUAUAUACAAGUUAAACGACACUGAGAAAAACAGCGAACGGCAGGGUUUCUCGUUGCAAAUUAUAAUUUCUUUAAAAAAAAUCAGAUUUCAAAUCUCGAGUGCUUGUAAGCAUUUUUGACAAUACCUACAUUUGUUUGUAACUUUUGAAAUCAUCUAUACAGAUGGUUAAGGUUUCAGUUUUACUAAGCUUUUCUUACUUAAAAAAGAAAACACUGGACAAUUUUUAGAAUCAUUUGAACUGUUUAUUUCGCUUUCACUCAGCACCAUUUAAGUAACAGUAUGUUUUGAAAAAAUAAAAUAAUAGAAAGAAACGCUAAUCAUCAGUGAUCUUCCUUCAACCAAAAUUCGAAGUUUCUGUAGUCGAGAUAGGCAACCCUGCUGUUCAAUCUUUGAAAAUAUUUAAGCGCGAAAAACGAAAAUUUGAAAAAGCGAUAAUGGAUCUCAGUGAAAUAUGCAAAAUACGAAACACAAAUCAUAGUUUGUAAAAAGUAUAAAUCGAAAACGAAAAUCGUAGACAUGUAAAAACGAAACAAAUUUCACAAGCAAAAAAGUGGUAAGGAAAAGAAUCUGUUUAGUAACCAAAGUACAUACACAAAAGUCAAGUAAUGAGAACUUAAUGGAAAACCCCAGUUUGUAAUAUAGACAUAAAUAGUUUUUUUUUUAUCCCCAAAUUAUACCCGUUACUCGUGGAAUAAAAGGGUAUACUAAAAUUCGUUGAAAAGUAUGUAUGUAAAGGGAAGAGUUUCCGGCCCUAUACAGCAUAUAUAUUCUUAAUCAUCCGAAUCGAUCUGGCCGUGUUUGUCUGUCCGUAUGAACGCCUCGAUCUCGGGUCCUAUAAAAGCUGGAAAGUUAGAAAGCAAAAAUUAUGCCUAAUCAUUCAUAUUUCAGAGACAUAGACACAAUUGUUUCCAAAUGUCACACCCACGCCCAAUUUCUACCGAUAUCUUAGAAACAUGUUGAAAUAUUUCGUUUGCACUUCCACUAGCUGGGUAACGGGUAUCUAAUAGUCGGGAAACUCGACUGCAGCGUUCUCUCUUGUUUUAAACCUUUAAUUGCCGUCGGAUAAUGUGUGGUAAAAGCAAAUAAUAAUAGUUUUCUGUUCAAUUCUUUCAAAGGAAUAUACGUUUUUAUAAAUUAUGCCAUCAUAAAUAUAGAUAAUCUAACCAAAUUGAACCCUGAUUUAAACUUUAAGUGAAUGCGGAAAUUACUCGAUCGAACGUACAUAAAUUAGUACUCUCUAAAUAGCAUAACGCAUUAUAUUUGCUUUUACGACCCUUUUUGUGUGUGGUAAAACACUUCUUGGCAUUAAAGGGAUAACGUAACUGUGGCUUUCUCGCUCUCUUUCUCAAACUUUUGGGAAUUACAGGGAUUUCGUGUGACGAAACCUCAGCGAAGAAGGAGAGCGAGCGAGCAAGCGAUAGCCGCUUUCUUUUGUGAUAAAAACAACCGCAAAAAAUAAUUAACCCUAUGAAGCCCCAACAUUGCCGCAAUCUUUAAAACGUUCGGGCCUUGUUACAAAUAAAAAAAAUAAAUAAAAAACAGGCAAAAAUGUUAAGCAACAAAGCUAAUAGAUACAAAAACACAAUCUCAGAAAUAAAACAGCGGUUAAUAUUUAAAUAUAUGCAUAACAGUUUUAAUUGGAUCGAUUGAUAAGCGAUAACCGAUAUAGAAAGGGCGAUAAAUAUCGAUAAGCGUCAAAUAUGCGAAAUACGAGUUGAAAACCAAACACAAAUCAUAGUUUGUAAAAAUAUAGGCAUGUAAAAAUAGCAGAAAAAAAUUGGUAAAUGAAUAAAUGAAUGCGUUUUGUAAACCACAAGAAGUGAAUAAGAAAGGAAAUGAAACCGUAUAGCAAGCAUAACAAAUUAAAUCAUUACGUACUAAAGAGAAGAACUUUAGCAUUUAAUAAAUUAACAUACAUACAUCUAUAUAUAACACUUACGAGUAAUUAUGCGGAAAAACUCAAUUAAUUUUAUUAUACACAGACGAAAACGCAGACAGACAAACGGAUACGAAAUACAUAUAAAAGUAAAAAGUAAAUAUUUAUUAAAAUUAGAGGUUAGCCCCGAAUAAAAUGAUCCCAUGAUCUAUGAAUUUAACAGCAACCAGAGAGACACUUAACGAAACUUGUGUAAAAUACUAAAACCCGAGAAGCGAGUGUUAUAGGUCGAGUAAGUUUAAAAGUCACCAUACAUACACACACAUACAUACACCCAGCAACACACUUAGGAGAUGGCGAAGUAUGCAAUAAGAGCGAUAACUUGAUAACUUGAAAGAUAACGAUAACCAAUUGUUAUUUGGGCAGAGUUGCAUUUUGGAAAGAAAGCGGAAAUGAAAGCAAAAAGAAAGUGCAAUAGCGGUAAAGAGAGACGGAAAAUCGGGGAGACCAUAAUGCAUUUUUUUUACGAAACAGUAUUGCAAUGAUAUGAAAAAUAUGAAAUUCGAAUUCAAACCAAAUUAAAACCAAAAAAAAAAAAAUGAAAACACAAAAAGCACUCACACAUACACAGAAAACCGACAGACCGACACACAUAUGUAUAAACAUGCAACAUGUGUGGCAUUUAUAUGAUAUAAACAUACAACAGCUGAUGGUUUAAGUUGAAUAAGUACGAGAUAAUUUAUUAACGAUUAAUGAAACCGAAAUGAAAACUUUACCAAAACCAAACCAGAAAAGGAAUUCAUACAAAAAACUAAACCAAACCAAAGCAAAAGAUAAAAAUUACAAAAAAAGUGAAAAAAAAAAUCUUCAAUAAAAACUUAUGAUAUAAUCAACAAAAAA